Molecule: messenger RNA, 3091 nt
Organism: Gasterosteus aculeatus aculeatus (three-spined stickleback)
Lineage: Eukaryota; Metazoa; Chordata; Actinopteri; Perciformes; Gasterosteidae
Product: zinc finger BED domain-containing protein 4
Molecular function (GO): protein dimerization activity
Source: RefSeq, a predicted model, not a curated record
CUCUUCUACUGGCUGUGCGCCGCGCUGCGCCUCCUCCCCGCUUGCGUCCUAGCAGCGGAUGGGAGCGCAGGAACCGCGCGCACCACUGUUCUGCGCAUCGAUGUCUCCAGACACCCGCCGCCGGCCCGUUUGGUGAGACCGUGGCCGAUUUCGGACGCGCAAAGCCACGCAAGUCCUGCCCUGAAUUCACAUUUGUUUUCCUCUUAUUUUGCCCAGCGCAACUCGCAUGCGCAUUUUCGAUGUGCGAGCAGGAAUUGGGAAGUAAACACGCCGGCCUGCGCUCAUGAUCCCUGGCAGAGGGGUGGGGGGAGAUUGAUACCUCGCACUGGGGAUUUUUCUCCGAUCGCAAGUUGAGCGGCCGUGUGCUCCAAUGGCGUCAGUUUCGAAGGUGUCUAUCCUGGAUUACUUUAAUAUUGUGUUCGAAGGUGAAAAUGGCAAAAUCGAGUCCAACUGCAAGGCUUGCGGCACGAGGAUCCAGGCGAAGCGCAGCGUCACGUCCAACUUCGUAACGCAUCUCAAGCGGAAGCACCAGGCCAUGUAUGAUGACUUUGUGAAAAGGAAGGACAUGAAGAGAGAGGGCUUCUCCUCCGGUUCUGCGCACAAUUUCCCCACAAACGGGGGGAACACCCGCUACACCCUCCCCAUCAGCACUCGCGUGGGAGUUGGAGGAGGAGGAGGUGCUGGAGGAGUGGGAACUCUAGAGGCUGCAGCAGGAGGUGGCUCUGGCGGAGGGGUGACCAAGUUUGACAGACACGACCCCCGUCAGGUCCUGAUCUCCGAGGCCAUAGCGAAGAUGAUUGUGCGUGAUCUGCAGCCAGUGUCCAUAGUGGAAAACCAAGGCUUCAGAGAGCUGCUUCAGCUCCUGGAGCCGCGUUACACCCCGGAGCCGCAGCACUACAUCAACAGCCAGCUCCUCCCGGCCUACGUCUACCAGGCGCAGCUGGCAACCCGACAGGCACUGGCCUCGGCGCACGCCCUCAGUCUCAGCCUGGAUCUCUGGAGGGGCUUAGCUGGAGCCACUUCAGGGUACGUCGGUGUCACCUGUCACUUUCUCACGUCCGAUUGGCAGAUGCACUCCGCUCUGCUGGCGUGCCUUCCCCUGACCGGAGGCAGCUCUGGGAACCGCGUGCUCUCCGAUUUUGAUGAAGUGUGUCACUCGCACGGCGUGUCGGGGAGAGCAUUCCGGGUGGUCGCGGACUAUUUCCUGGCAGCGGCAACGACAACAGCGGCAAAGCCGUGUUGUUUACCCGGUUUCCUGGUUGAACCCUCUCUUGCUAACGGGCAAAACGAAGAGGGCGGGGAAGAAGUGGACAAUGGUACCAACGUGGAGGGAGGGAUCCGGAAUGGUGAUGGACGAGAGGAAGAAGAGUGGGAGGACCUUUGGGCCCAGGGCCUGGGUGUCUGUCGCGUGGACUGUUUCUCUCGCUCUCUUGAACAGUGUGUCAGAGAGGGGUUACGCUCCUGUCCGCAGAUUACCUCCACGCUGUCCAAGGCGGCCUGUUUCUACAACUACAUCACCUCCGCCGUCCCACCUGAGAAACUCAGCCAAGUGUUUAAUGGUCCUGGGUUGAGCAUGAGGGCACCAGGAAACUCCCCUCCUGUAGCAAGAGACUGGGCUGCUCAGCUCAAGGUGCUGCGUCGGCUGCUGGACUCGGUGGAGUUCCUGGAGGAGGUGAGCGGUCCAGGAGAGGCGGCGCUGGGUGCUUCGGAGAGAGGCCUGCUGAGGGACCUCACCGACACGCUGGAACCCUUCACUGAGGCCUGGGACAUGGUGCAUGGGGACAGACAGGCAGACACGCACACGGACCGACACGUGUCCAUCAGCCUGGCCCUGCCUUGUGUUCUCGGCCUUCGUAAGCACCUCUCUGAGACCUCGACCCCGCACUGCCCCUCUCUCCUGGUGGGCCUCAGCCAGGCCGUAGAGCGCCGGUUGGCGCCUGUCCUGGAGGACCCUCUCUACAUUACCGCCACCACGCUGGACCCCCAGUUCAAGCUCACUUGGAGCAGCAACCCUGACUGGCACAGACAAGUUCUCGUAGAGGAGUUGUCCAAACAUUCCGCAGGCUCCGGCCCCACAGAGCCCCACACAAACCUCCACCCUCAAUCCCAGACCCCUCCUGCUGCAGCUCCCUCACCGGCCUCCUCGCUUUCCCGGCCCUGCAAGCUGUUCUCUUUCAUCAAGCAGAGACCCACAACACAGGCCAAGAGCCUGGAGCAGGAGUUGGCCGUCUACCUACGAGAGGAACCCACGGACGAGGAGGCUCUGCACUACUGGCAGCGUAAAGCAAUCGACUUUCCUUUGCUCGCUCACGUGGCCAAGAGGGCGUUCACCAUACCUGCUUGCGGCACCGCGAUCGAGAGCAUUUUUACGGCCGCAGAGCGCUGCCUGCGGCCGGAGAUAGGCCGCGUCUUGCCAAAAAACCUGGAGACGCUCAUCUACCUCAAGGCAAACUACAGAUUAUUAUGGACUUAAAGCUAGGGAGCGGAGCUUUUCUUUUACCUAAAUAGCAACUGAAGACUUUAUAAACACAGGAAAUGUUACUUAUUGGAUACUAACCUCUUCAAGGUUUCCUCUCGAAGGAAACUGGGCCAGCAGCAUAGCGUGGUACUCAUGCUACACAUCGUUCAAUGUGAAAUGGAAUGAUCUAUCCAUGUUAUCCAGAAUUUCAGUUGUCCUUCUAAAGAGACAGUGCGGAUUUCUAUCUGUUAACCAUGUAGCCUGAAUACGGGCUUUACUACUACAUUCUGCAGGCCAGGAGGACUGGGAGCAGAUCAAUACUAAAGCAUUUACUUUGGCCUUAUUUCUCCUUAUAAAGGUCUUCAGAUAACCCCAAGACCACCAAGCCUCGGCUCUCUUUAAGUCUCAAACAGAGCUUGUGUUUGUGCACAAGCAUCGCGCCGAGAAUAACCAAAUAGUACGUCUUUGCAUAUUGUAGCAGCUGAUUUGUUCUAACUGAUAUAUAAUAACCCGAGAUGUCUGAACCGUCAGCUGCAAAACAGUAUAUUGGUGCAUCAUCCACUUAAUCUUUUCUCUUUCUGUAUGUAUGCCUCAUCACCUCAUCAUAAUAAACAACUUUCACUUGCUAACGCA